CGCGGUUCUGGCUCCUAGCAAUGUGGAACUACAAGUCCCAGAAUCCUCUGAGAAAGCCGUAGUCAAGUUGCCGGUGGAAUUGGCCCAGGAUGACAGCUGGAGAAUGGAGUCAGGUUUGAAACACUGCAGUGACCGUAAUCUUAGUAACGAAAACAAACCAAGAAGAAAGGCUACUUACAUUCCUGAAAGAUGAGAAUUCUGUAAUAUGUUUCAAGAAAGUCUACUGAGCCGUGUUUCUGAACGUGUUUCCAUGGAUUGUGACUUCAUCCCCCGACAAAAUCGUUUGAGUAGAGACACCUGCCUCCAUUCUUGGCAAGGUCUCCUUUACAUUAUGUCCAAGUAUGAGAACCAGAUUACUAUUUUCACUGACUACCUAGAAGAAUUCCCGGAUACAGAUGAGCUGGUAUGGAUCUUGGGGAAGCAGCAUCUUCUUAGAACAGAUAGCUUGCCUGAGGUUAUCAAUGACAUCACAGAAACCUCAGAAUUAACAGCUCACUGUGGCAAAGAAUUUGAUUUAGGGGAGCAGGGGGAACAGGCCCUUCAUCUGAUGCUGGCUGGGGAUGUAUGCUGCGCUGUGGACAGAUGAUGCUGGCCCAAGCCCUUAUCUGUAGACACUUGGGAAGGGAUUGGAACUGGGAGAAACAAAAAGAACAACCCAAAGAAUACCAAAGGAUACUGCAGUGUUUCCUAGAUAGAAAAGACUGUUGCUAUUCAAUCCAUCAAAUGGCACAAAUGGGUGUAGGAGAAGGGAAAUCAAUUGGCGAAUGGUUUGGACCAAAUACAGUUGCACAGGUGUUAAAAAAACUCGCUUUAUUUGAUGAAUGGAAUUCCUUGGCUGUUUAUGUUUCAAUGGAUAACACGGUGGUCAUUGAAGAUAUCAAGAAAAUGUGCUGUGUUCUUCCUGUGGGUGCUCACACAGCUGAUGAGAGCCCUCCAGAUUCUCUGCCUGCUUCCAGUCAGGGUAAAGGUCCCUCUGCCACAUGCCCAGCCUGGAAACCCCUGCUGCUCAUUGUGCCCCUUCGCCUGGGCAUAAACCAAAUCAAUCCUGUGUAUAUUGAAGCAUUCAAAGAGUGUUUUAAGAUGCCACAGUCUUUAGGGGCUUUAGGAGGAAAGCCAAAUAACGCCUAUUAUUUCAUAGGAUUCUUAGGUGAUGAGCUGAUUUUCUUGGACCCUCACACAACCCAGACCUUUGUUGACACUGAGGAGAGUGGAAUAGUAGACGAUGAGACUUUCCACUGUCUGCAGUCUCCACAGCGAAUGAGUAUCCUGAACUUGGAUCCUUCUGUGGCCUUGGGAUUUUUCUGCAAAGAAGAGAAAGACUUUGAUAAUUGGUGUAGCCUUGUUCAGAAGGAAAUUCUGAAGGAGAAUUUGAGGAUGUUUGAAUUAGUUCAGAAACACCCAUCGCAUUGGCCUCCUUUUGUACCUCCAGCCAAGCCGGAAGUGACAACCACAGGCGCAGAAUUCAUAGACUCCACUGAGCACCUGGAGGACUUUGACCUGGAGGAAGAUUUUGAGAUUCUGAGUGUGUAAGAUAGUGAGAACUCAACAUGAAGGUCUUCUGCCUUCCAUCUGGCUCCACAAGAACUUGUUACAUAAAACUUUUCUGGUCAGCAAGUGCCUGAUAUGCCAACAGCAUACGAACUCAAUAGCAAUUAUGACUGAGCCAAUUAUGAUUCUUUAGAAAAAAAUCAGUGGCACCAACCCUUCCCUGAACAGAAAAAGAAAAAUCAUGGAAUCUAGGAGAAGAAAGAUUAGGAAUCCAUUGCUCCCAGCUUCUCUUACAUGGGGACAGUAAGUCUUUAGCAGCUGGGAUGGGGAGCAUUUAGAAGACAGACAGCAGCUUCCAUCUUGCUGCAAGUACCAGCAGAUGAGAGAUGGUUGUACUGUUCUUCUUCAUCGUUUCAGGUGUGACCUCUUUGGGGACAAGUACUAAGAAGAAGUCUGUUUUCUUGAUCAAAUAAUAAAAUAAGUGAAUCAGGGAGAAAUACUCUUGUUAAAUUAUUUGAAUAUGUAGUUUACAUAAUUAUAAUUUUUAUCAAAAUAUUUGUCAAAGAAAUGAUGUCAAACGUACACCUCUUAAUUGUCUUCUGGUUUGGAGGAACCUAUUCAAUAGUUCACAGUCUCCACCCUUACUGAUGUCACCAUAUCCUUAAGUCAAACCAUGAUCACUUGAAUCAGAGGUGAGCAAACUUUUUCUGUAAAGGAGUAGGUAGAUAAUAUUUUAGGCUUUGUAGGCCAUGUGGUCUUUGUUGUAACUAUUCUGUGCUAUAAAAGCAGCCCUACAUAGUAUGCAUGGCUGUAAUCUAAUAAAACUUGAUUUGUAAAAGCAAGUGGAGGGCUGGCCAUAGCCUUCCCAAUCACUCACUUAGUGUUCAUUUUUGGUUUGAAGGACUAAAUAAAUUGUUUGAAUUAUG
Messenger RNA from Cricetulus griseus (Chinese hamster), 2414 nucleotides. Lineage: Eukaryota; Metazoa; Chordata; Mammalia; Rodentia; Cricetidae. The record is from RefSeq and is a predicted model, not a curated record.